AUGGAGAACGUGAGGAGUGCGACGUGUGACCUGCUUAUUUUCCAUCUGGGUCACUGUGAAAACGUGGAGGCCUGUAUGAUGUCGGAAAAGGCGGUAGUCCUGAGCGCCCUCGCCACCGGGGCUGUGUUUAAAAGAGCCUUGUCGUGGUUACGAAAGAGACGUCGAGAAAAGUUCAUUUAUGUCGGCGAUGUGUCUGGACUUUGGUUGUAUCCAGUGAAAUCAUGCAGACCGACAGCCAUAGACAGAGCCGAAUGUACGGAUACUGGUUUGGCCACAAACGCAGUGACCGACAGGCAUUGGGUCGUUGUUGACAACAAUGGUUCUUUUAUCAGUCAACGGAAAGAGCCAACAAUGGCCCUCAUCCAGACGCGCAUCCUGAACAAGGAAAUAGAGUUGUCUGCCCCUGGUGUGGCAUCAUUACUAUUGAGGGCAGAUGAACCUGAAGCUUCCGGGAAAAUGUCAAAAUGCCGGGUAUGGGACGAUCAUGUGACGGCCAUGGAUUGUGGGGACAAGGCUGGAGCCUGGGUCAGCAGGUACCUUGGCAUGGAGGGAUGUCGUCUAAUGAUGUACAUACCACAGAUCACCCAGAGGCAGGUUAGCGACAAGGUUAGGGCUUGGAAGACGUACGCUAGAGAUACCGAUAAGGCAAGCUUCGGUGAUUACUGUUCCUACUUCCUGUGUUCUGAAGAAUCAUUGGCUGACCUUAACACCCGGCUGGAUACACACGUGACCAUGAUGACAUUCCGUCCUAACAUUGUUGUCAAGGGUUGCUCAGCUUACGCCGAGGAUGACUGGAUGGAGGUGAAGAUUGGAGAUGACGUGGUUCUCCGAUACCUGGACGCCUGCCCUAGGUGUACCCUGACCACAGUGGAUCCAUACCGCGGUGUGAAGAACCCUGACCAGGAGCCGUUGAAGACACUCCGCAGCUUCCGUCUUCAACCUGAAAAAUAUGGAAAUUCUCCCUUAUUCGGAACUUAUCUUGGACUAGAACAUGGAGGUACUGUGAAGGUUGGGGAUCCAGUGUAUGCCUUACCCUGGCCGAAAACACCUUGACUUUGGAGACGUUUUAAUGACCUAAUUCAUCUUUUUGGAAGACAAUUGGCGCAACAGCGUAUUGAUUGAUGCCAAUGAUAACACAGGAGUGUUAUUGCAAGUUGACAGAGACUCAUCAGACAACUUUACACAUGACAUUACUGUGUAAUGGCAACGAGAGAAUUUCGUCUUUUAACACAGCAAUAAGAUAUGGGUAUAUUGAAUAUAAAAAAUGUCUCUUCUAUGAACUUUUAUUUUAAGAGGUAUUGUAGUGUAAAGAGGUUAUCGUGUCUUUCAUGGUUUUACUGGAAGAUUUCAUGCAAGAGGCUGUUGUCAAUUAGCUACAACAGUCAGUUACUUAAGAGGAGUGGUGUCACAGUCAUUGCAUUAAGUCUUGUGUUCCAGGCCCCGCAGCGACUCAACGCUGGUUUUCUCUGGGCUUUUUGCGCCAACCAUACGCCUAACAUCCGUUUCAUACGUGAUGUAUUUAAGAAAACAAAGAGCUAAAAAGAAAGCAAAGAACGCGGGAUGUUCUUCUUUGCCAUACACCGCUCAUGACUUAACAAACAUCAUCUAAAUGCUAAGAUUUUUUUUCACUUAUCAGCAUUUUUCCUCCACAAAUGUUAAUACUUGAGCAGUUGAUAUAUCCAUUUGGUAAUCAAUAAAGCCAUUGAGUAAAGCAGAUGAUAACCGCCUAUCGACUGCUUGGCACUCUACUAUAUAAUUUGCUGUCGAGUGGAACGUCACGAUGAUGCCCCAGUGUGAAUAUGCCACAGUAAAAGUUUGAUGCUAUGCUAAAACAAAUCAU
This is a messenger RNA of Liolophura sinensis, 1840 nucleotides long. Its product is annotated as mitochondrial amidoxime-reducing component 1-like. NCBI's taxonomy places the organism in Eukaryota, Metazoa, Mollusca, Polyplacophora, Chitonida, Chitonidae. The record is from RefSeq and is a predicted model, not a curated record. Gene Ontology annotation, molecular function: molybdenum ion binding; catalytic activity; pyridoxal phosphate binding.